Toxotes jaculatrix (banded archerfish) is the source of this 2819-nucleotide messenger RNA. RefSeq names its product TOX high mobility group box family member 4 a (gene tox4a). The coding region runs from base 374 to 2425 and encodes 683 amino acids. The transcript is spliced from 10 exons. NCBI's taxonomy places the organism in Eukaryota, Metazoa, Chordata, Actinopteri, Toxotidae. Gene Ontology annotation, molecular function: chromatin DNA binding. The record is from RefSeq and is a predicted model, not a curated record. Gene Ontology annotation, cellular component: nucleus. Gene Ontology annotation, biological process: regulation of transcription by RNA polymerase II.
GUCGGUUGAGAGUGGAUGUUAGCAUCGCUCCGGCAUAUGAAUGGGUCUGUGUUGGGCCUCCAGUAAACACUGCACCCCAGGGGGAAUUCAUACGAAGUGUUUUAGCUGCAUUGAGAUUAUUUUGGCUGAUAUUAGCCUCAAAUCACCCCCUUGCCCCAGUCUUCCUUGAGACUUAAAAGCUAAAGUUGCUUAGCAACAUCUCAUCGAUCUUUACGGUUCUGCUAACCGGCAGUGAUUAGCUAGCUGGCUAGCUACUAGCAGCUUAGGUUAGUGUAUGGAUAGUUGACCUAAAUGGGUAGGAAAUCAAGGAAUUACCAUUUUCAGCCAAGUAUACAACGCGUGUGAUAGUUUGUUUGGACUAAUUCGUUUCAAAAUGGACCUUAAUUUUUACUCUGAUCUGUCGGAUGGUUGUGCUCAAAACGUUGAUUCGGAGUUUUUGGACACUCAAGCAUACGGUGGAUACUCUGAGGAAAACAAGUUUCCAGAAGGCAGCGACAGCUAUCUCACCAUCAGUGGAGCGGGCCAUCCCUUUUUGUCCGCUGAGCAGACAUUUCAUACUCCCAGUCUCGGGGAUGAGGUUUUUGAGAUUCCUCCCAUCUCCCUCGAUCCGGACCCAGCUCUGGGCAUCAGUGAUGCCGUGUCCCACUUUGAGUUGACAGAUGGGUCAGAUGGCACCGGGGGACCUUCAGGCUCCCGUAGCCUUGUUAGCAACCUAGUGGUCGAGGCCAAUGACCCUUCGUUCGCUUCCACCUUUGUGAACUCUGGGUCCCAAGGCCUGGAGCAGCUAAACCUCGGGGCAAUGGGCCAGACUGGGGGGGCGGCUCUACUGAGCUCUUCUGCAUUGGAACUGGGGAAUUCCGGUGGUUCACAUUUCAGCAGUUCAUCCCCUAUGACAAUUGAUGUCCAGCUUGGUGACAUCGGUCAUGGUCUUUUGGGAAGCAGUCAGCUGAGUACAAUCAACCAGUCAGAGCUGGCGCUGGGCCUCGGGGGUGAAAACAUCAGGCAUCAUUCAGAGACACCUGAGCAGCCGCUGUCAGCAACACCGUCUCCAGCUGGUUCCCUGCAGGAUGAGGACAUGGAUGACUUCAAGAGGAGCGUGCUGGUAGACUCCCCAAUGUCUCUCUCCUCUUCCUCUGUCCUCUCCAACAUGUCCUCCCACCCAGUUCCCCUUUCCUCUGUCUCGCCUGCUACAAUCAGGAGGGGUGGGGGGAAGCCAGCCACGCUGGCAGCGAGUGGGGCCGUGGGCACAAAGAAAGGAAGGAAGAAGAAAGAUCCAAACGAACCACAGAAGCCUGUUUCUGCCUAUGCCUUGUUCUUCAGAGACACCCAGGCAGCUAUUAAGGGCCAGAACCCCAACGCCUCUUUUGGAGAGGUGUCAAAGAUUGUGGCCUCCAUGUGGGACAGCCUGGCUGAGGAACAGAAACAGGUGUACAAGAGAAAGACAGAAGCAGCCAAAAAGGAUUAUUUGAAAGCGCUGGCAGCUUACAGAGCCAACCAGCUGUCACAGCCUGCCGCUGAGGAGAUGGAGACUGCCCCUUCACCACCUCCACCUGCCGUUAACCCAGUUCCAUCUGCUGGUCACCAGGCACUCCGCCCUGCUAACAACAGCCUGGAAGAGAACACCAUCACCAACAUUUGUGCCUCCAACAUUAUCCUGGACGUCCCAGAAAUGACCACACGUUCCCGCACAGGGGCAAACAAAGCCUCCACUCCAGCAGCAGCAGCAGCUCCACCAGCCCAGACCAUCACCAAGAUCAUAAUCCCCAAGCACAUGCUGCAGGCGGGGGGCCAGGUGGUGACGGUGUUGCCCGGAGGGGUCCGCACCUUGCAGCCUACGUUGGUAGUGUCGGGUGCCUCUCGCCAGCCACCUCCGCUGCAGCAGAUGCAGAAUGCUCCUCUGCCGCCACGGCUCCAGCAAAUGGCGCCGGCACCUCCACCGCUACAAGCCAAGCCCCGCGAAGGAAGCGCCAUGGCAGGUCUCCCUGUGUCCAUCACGGCUACUCCUCCGCCUCCACUCCAGAUAAAAAUAGUUCCUGCCUCCUUGCAGGAUAAAGAGGCCCUGCCAAUUAUUGUCCCCAGCACAGCUGCUGCAUCAUCUACUGCGACUGCUGCUGCCCAGUCUGCUCCCGUCGUCUCAGUGCAGGUGGUGAAUUCUGCUGAUGUUUCAGGGAAUCCAGAUGAGGAUGAAGUUACAGAUGUGCUGCCUUCAGAAGAGGAUGACAUGGAGGUGAAUGGGUCCAUUGAUGCCACAGCUCUGAAGAGUGUGUGUGUGAGGGCGGGCUGUAACAACCCAGCAGUCGAUAGUGAAGACUGGGACAAAGAGUACUGCAGCAACGAAUGUGUGGCCACUCACUGCAGAGAUGUUUUCAAGGCGUGGUGCUCCAUCAGGAAUCAGACCAUGGGAACAGUGAAGAGCCAGUGUUAAUAAUGGAAAAAUGGAUGCAGAACUGUUGCACUACAGUAAUACUAACAAUGCAUUUCACUGCAGGUGCUUAAGGGUCAUAAUUCUCUCACUGUUUUGUACAAACACUGUAGGUUUUACAGUUGUUGUUAAGGACAGUAAACAAGUAGCAUUGAUAAAAUGCCACUGGAUUAGUACAGUCAUUCCAAACUGUUAUUUUUGGCAGUCGAAUUACAGCAGUGUCGGGUGUGUGUGGAUAAUUAUGUAGUGCGAUGUUUGAGUAUGUGUACAGCUUUUAGUUGGGCAUCAUGGGGACUUUGUGGCAGCUAGGAAAAAAGAUCAGCACAAUGAAGUAUAAAACAUUUUUUUUUUUAUCAAAGCCCACACAGCUUAUCUUUGUUUACUGUAAGUGGUAACU